Messenger RNA from Cuculus canorus (common cuckoo), 11617 nucleotides. It is a transcript of the gene CREM, whose product is annotated as cAMP responsive element modulator. Bases 163 to 1014 code for a protein of 283 amino acids. Gene Ontology annotation, biological process: regulation of transcription by RNA polymerase II. Gene Ontology annotation, molecular function: RNA polymerase II cis-regulatory region sequence-specific DNA binding; DNA-binding transcription factor activity, RNA polymerase II-specific; protein binding. The transcript has 7 exons. Gene Ontology annotation, cellular component: nucleus; ATF4-CREB1 transcription factor complex. The record is from RefSeq and is a predicted model, not a curated record. Lineage: Eukaryota; Metazoa; Chordata; Aves; Cuculiformes; Cuculidae.
CGCGGCCGCCGGGGCUGGGAGUCGCCACCGACGCCAUUUCCUCGGCGCCCCCGCGGCGGCGCGGCCGCAUCAGUGCUGACGUGAGACCGACGCGCGACUCCGCCCGGCGCAGUCCCCCCCACCCCCCUGUGACGGGGGCAGCACGUACGGGGCGGCGGAUACAUGACCAUGGAAAUGGUUGAAUCGCAGCAGGAUGACAAUGCAGUGGAAUCUGUGCUGGAGAGGGACACUGGUCACCUUCGGAAUCAGCCAGGCCGAAGUCAGAUUUCUGCAGCAUCUGAUGUAACAUCAUUUACAGAUGAAUCUGCAGAUUCAGAAGGUGUGAUUGAUUCUCGAAAACGUAGGGAAAUCCUUUCAAGACGGCCUUCAUACCGAAAAAUUUUGAAUGAACUCUCAUCAGAUGCUCCUGCAGUACCAAAAAUUGAAGAAGAAGAAAAUUCAGAGGAUGAAGGAACACCUUCUGGAAUGUCUGCAAUGACCAUGCCAGCCAGCCUGUAUCAUACUCACACAGGGCAAUACAUUACUAUAACUUCAAGUAGUGCAAUCCAGAUUGCUAAUUCAGCCUCUGAUGGUAUCCACGGAAUACAGACGUUAGCAGUGGCAAAUUCAGGAACUCCUCAGCCAGGUGCUACCGUUGUGCAAUAUGCAGGACAGUCACCUGGUGGCACACAGCAAUUUUUCGUUCCUGGAAGCCAAGUUGUUGUUCAAGCUGCCACUGGAGACAUGCCAGCUUACCAGAUCAGGAGUCCCAGUACUACUUUGCCUCAGGGAGUGGUAAUGGCAGCCUCACCAGGGACUUUGCAUAGCCCUCAGCAGCUAGCAGAAGAGGCAACACGGAAGAGAGAGCUGAGGCUUCUGAAAAAUAGGCAAGCUGCUAAAGAAUGUCGACGGCGGAAGAAAGAAUACAUAAAAUGUCUGGAGAGUCGUGUUGCAGUGCUAGAAGUUCAGAACAAGAAACUUAUAGAGGAGCUUGAAUCCCUAAAAGACAUUUGCUCUUUCAAAAUAGAUCAGUAAAAAUAUUUAUUAUACUGUGAACUGACUAAAAUGUGUCCAAUUGCUUUAUGAGGCAAUAUGUAGCCAACAUGAAUUACGGCUUUUUCUUUGUGUCACUUAUAUUAUAUUCCAACUUCUAACAUUCCUGAAAUGCUUUUCUGCUUUUUUUGUCAAUUCAUAGCUCUAAUUUCAGUUUUUUCAUGUCCUUCUCUUCCAUCUCCCAAGGAGCCAAAUGUUUAAGAAAAGUAACAAAGUAAAAUGUCGCAUAAUUUCUAAGAACUGUUUCUUUGCCAUAUAUUUACGUAUGACUUUUUACCUGUUACUCAGUGUCCUGCACAUACAAAAUAUUUUAGAGUUGUUUUAGAUAAACCAUAAGCAUAAUGCAUUCAGUACUACAAGAAAAUCAAACAACCCAGGGUAUCUCAGGAAAGAGUUUAUAAAAGAAUGUUAUGAUUAUGCAUAUGUACUAGCAUACUAGUCUACAGAUGAUUUUAUGGCAUAUUUUUAUAUUAGUUGCUUUGUGGAAAAAAGUAUUGUAUUGCUGUCACUGAGUGCCAUGGUUAAAGAUAGUUUUUAAUAGAACCAUGUUGUUUAACCUGUGUAGUGUCUGAUUUCCUUGAAACAUCUGUUUAUUUGAGAUGCUUUAAACCUGUGAGUAUCUGGAAGAGGAUAAAUGAAAAAAACACACCUAAGGUGUUAAGUAUAUUGUAAAUGCCUGAAAGAAGCUCUGUUUUAUAUGGCUGCUAUUUACUUAAAUUAUCUGUAGUCUAUAGUAUAUUUUAUUUAUUAGAGGUCUACAUAUGAAACCUCAGUUUUGCAUCCUGAAUACUUUAUGUUCUAGAUUCUGGAUAGUUGUUGGCAGUUGCCCAUAGUGAAGGCUGAUGGUGUAGUUCUUUUUGGCACUUUCUGCAAACUAGAGAGAGGAAGUAAAGGUGACUUACAGAAGGAAGCUUUCUAGUAAACAGUACCUAUCUGCUGUUUCAGAGAGUUCUGGUAUACCCUUCAGGUGAGAGUUGUCAAUUUUUAAACAGAAAUCUAUGCUUGGUCCAGAUUAUAGUUCUGGUAAAUGCAGUGCAUACCAACAUUCCAUUGUACUUUGAAAGAAAAUAGUAGUUAUGCAAAAUGGCUUUUGGGUAUUUUUUUAAAUCAGGAAUGAUCUAAUUGAUGGUUGACCACUAUGGUAUAUGAGCAGAGUGUUUGGGAGCAUUGCUGGAACUAGCAGCAGUAUUGUUUCACUGUUGUGGUCGGAAGAAAGGCUUGGGUUCUACUUACUUGGCUUUAUUCUAUGUGUGUGGAGAGAGGAAUGAAAUCAUACCAUUACUAAAGUCACUGAGGAUUCUUCAGUUAAUUUAAACUGAAUUCACAGUUAACCCAAUUUAUGCUCUGAUGCUGUUGGGGGUGAGGUUGGGUUGCCUUGUUUUUCUUUUUAAUCUGGUUUUCUUUUAACUUUCUCAAAUUACUUGAAAUAAACAGGAUAACUUUCUCUAAUCUUUUGAAAACCCCACUAGGUACCUAAGUAAGGUCAUUUGUAAGAAGAGGUGUUAUCUCUCACUUUUCACAUCUGCAUCCGUUGAUUUUACAGAUGAAAACAGACUACGUUUUAGGCCCACAGACUCUGCUCCAGGUCUGGAAGAAAAGUAAACUCUGAAACAUCAAUUUUGCUGUGAAAAUACAUCUUAAGUGCUGAGGUUAGCAGAGGUCAAAGGUUCUGUGAGAGCUGGACAGAAUGAGUACAGUCUAUACAUCUGUGUUGCAGUCUCUAGACUGCAACAAAAGUGUUCAGCAAAUUGUUUUGUUAUGCCUCUGUCACUAGAAUCUGUUUUCUAUUACAGGUAGGCAUUGCUCCUGACUGUUGAGGGAUUUGGAAACUUGAAUGGAAAGAAACUUAGGUUUAUGGUGGAUGUCUGCCAGUGCAAACGUCUCUCACCUUCCCAGUAGUAUCUGGUACUAACUGUAGUACGAAAUUUGAUAGGAGUAAUCCUUGUCUGCUCCACAUCUAUGUACUCUACAGCUAUUUCUUUGCUAAUAGUUUUUAAACCAUUUGAUUCAUGUUUAUAUUUUAUUUAAAUAAUUACUUGGGAGGUGCUUUGUUAAUAAUGGGAGCUAAACCCAAAAUGCUCUUGGCAUAUGUUUGGUCGUUCUGGAAAACUCCAUUUGAUACAUUUAUCUGCACUGGGAAAAGUAUCCUUCAGAAAAGUCAAAUGUACAAAACCUGGCUCGUUUAGACUAAGACUACAGGAAAGCUUGUGACUUAUUAUUCUUUCAUUCUCAGUAACCCAGUUUAGUAUAGCAACAAUUUUGACAGAAUCAGCAACACACAUUGCUAUAUUUUAAAGUGAGUUUGGUGGUGAAUAAGAACACUUAAGAUGUACAGUUGGUAAAUCAGAACCAAGAGGCAUCUUGUCAUGAAGGAAAUAAUUUAUUUGAAAAUGAGCAAAGGCAGGUCUGCACAAAUGCCAAGAAUCUGUUGCUAAAUUUCUACUGCAGAAAUUACUACUUAAAAGAAUAAAUCCAGUUCUGAAUUGGUUUCAGAGAUGUAUAUUGAAAACUUUGUGAGACACUCCCCUGAGGCUAAACAAAGAUUUAAAGGAAAACUUGGAGUACCAUUUGGGUGUGUCAGAAAUAAUAUCAAAAUAUCCUACAUGGCAUUGCUCGAGCCUGGAUCUCUGUUCAUGUAGCCUAUCAGAGGAUUAGGGCAAUAGAUAAAAUAUAUGCUAGGAUAUGCAACUUAGUUUAGAUUAUAAAAGAAAAUAAAUAAUAUUAAGUCUUCCAUAAGUUUAUUUUUUCUCUUUAAAGUGUCAAUAUAGCCCCCUCAAGUUUUAGAUCAGUUGUGGGACUCAUUCUGUCAGUGACAUGUUUCUGAAUGUAUGUGAGAACGGGGGUCCAGUGUAGAGGCACAUGUGCUGUGAAUGAGACGAGAAUUUUCUUUUGACUUGCUGUCCAUCAAGCAUGCAUUUCUGCAUGUUAAGUUCUGUACUUGCUAGUGAUCCUCUCCGGGGGCAAAAAAAAAAAAAGUGAAAAUGGCUGGAACCAUUCAUGGUUACUUCUUUCUCUUUGUGGAAGAAAACUGAAAUAUGUCUGGAGUCUGAAUUUGUAAUUGCCAAAGUUCUUGGGAGGUGACACUAACACAUUUUAAAUGCUGAGCUGCCUAACAGUCUGGGCAAAACUGCUUGUGCUUGUAUAAUGGCACCCCCGUUCUGGAUAGCAGGCCAUGAAAAGGUCAGUUUGUAAUGAUUGUUUUGAACUUCUGAGGGUAGGUUGAAGGGCUUUUAUCAAAAUCAGUUACUGAUCUUUUUCCUCAGGAUACGUUUUGAUGUGAGAGAGGAAACUGCUUUGUGCAUUUUGACUUCUCAGUUUGUGACCACUUUUGGUUCAUGCAAAGGCUGAAUGAUCUGUUUACAGAGAAUUAGCAAGUGGAUCAAACACUGAGCUCAGAGAAUUUCCUUCACUGACAAUGGAUGGAAAGCGCUGUCCCUUGGAAUUUCUUCACCUCUUGUUAUUUGUGUAAAUUUUACAUCCAUCCCUUUCCCUAGAAGUAUGAUCAUGUAAAAUUGUACAGUGCAAGCAUGCCAGCCAACUGCUGAUUUUUGUGGAUGGUCUGUCAUGUGGCUGUGAAUCAUCUACCUAGGGAAACACAAUGUCAGUGGCUAUUGUGGUUCAUAUGAGUGCUGCGACUUGCCCUAUGUCCCCAUUUUACUGCUUCAGUUCUCAGUUGAACCAGGCUUUGGGUUCAGGACUCUUUUCUUCUCUUGAAAACCACGAGAUUAAACCCUACCUUCUGUCCUGUAGUAUGUGUUUUUAGUUUCACUGCCUUUUCCCACAAUUUGAUGCUGUCUCUAUUCUUCAAAAAAGAGGUUGCUGAGAAGAUACAAUAGCAACUGAAGAAGUGUUCAGUCUUAAUUAUCUUACUCAAUGGCUAUGUCACCGUUUUGUUUGACAAAGGUGGGAAGCACCUACUUCUCUAAUAAAAACAUAACUCUAAGCUUUGGAUACAAAUAUAUUUUCCACAGGAAUCUGAUUCCGAUUCAGAUUUGUGAAGCAGAGAGCAAGGCCUUUUGAACACUGUAUGAUUCUUGUUACAGAACGUUAGAUGAAUCUGAGAUUGUUUAUUACAAGAGAAUUUGAGCACUGCCCAAGCUUUGAUUUAUCAGAGACAGGAAUUUUGUCUUUUUCAGUACCAGAAAAGAAGGCUGAAAUAAUUGUGAUUUUCCUUCUGUAAGACAGUUGCAUGCCUAUGGUACAAAACUUGCCCCUUGCUGAAACCACAUAACUGUUUGCAAGUUUUUUGAGACAAGUAGCUAGAGGAUCUGCCUUUACUGGACAGGAAUCAUAGAAUAGUUUGGGUUGGAAGGGACCUUAAAGAUCAUCUUGUUCCAACCCCUCUGCCAUUGGCGAGGACAUCCCACUAGGUCAGGCUGCCCAAGGCCCCAUGCAACCUGGCCUUGAACACCUCCAGGCAUGGGGCAUCCACAACCUCCCUGGGCAACAUGUUCCAGUAUCUCACCACUCUCAUAGUGAAGAAAUUCUUCCUAAUGUCCAGUCUAAAUCUGUCCCUCUUCAGUUUAUACCCAUUACCCCUGGUCCUAUAGCCUUUAAGGUACACCCAAGACUGCAUGGAUGGUUUGAGUUUUUUAAAUAGAAUUUCAUGUAGCUUGGGGAAGUGGUCUCUUGAAAAAUGUCUUCAACCUCAGAGAGAUGUGGGCAAUGAAGAAUAUAAGAGCUUCCUCUUAAGGUACAGCUUUGAGUCAUAGCUGUUUUCUUCACCAUCUAAAUGGAGUCAGGGGCAGAGUUGCAGAGAGAAAUCUUUAGGCUAUCCAGGCAGAGCUGUCAAGAUCUUGAGUUUUUAAAAGACUCAACUGUUGUGACCUGGGAAAAAGAGGGUUAAAAUGAACAUAUUGUGUGAAUAGGUGCAAGAACUGCAAUAAUUGUAGAUUUUUCUGUCCACACUGAUCUAGUCAUACGGAGUGCAAGCUAUAUUUUCUCCCACUUGCUUCUCCAGGAUUUUCCCUCUAUUCUUAUCCAGCAUAAUUGCUGAUUUCUGCUAUUAUCCUGCAGACGUCAGUGCAUAGCUAAAUCCAGCAUGGUCUUUUUUCUAAUGAAGUAUCACUUUAAGCAAAAUAAAGGGGGCUGCUCAGCUUCUGGUUUAGAUUGACUCAUUUUGCCCACAGUUAUUUUCUGUUUUAUCCACUUGGUGUUUUGUGAGAAGACAAAAAUGCAUUGAAUGCUGAGCUGUUAAACAGCUGAUAGAAGUAGCUGCAUUUUGUUUGGCAGCAUUCCUGUAUAAAAUAUUUUCUUAUAGGGAGGGAGUGGGUUCCAUGUGGUUGGAGAUCUAUUUUUUUUAAGGCACUAAGAGGCUCUUUGGGAUGAGGGGUAAUAAAAUGAUUUAAUUAUUCCAUUACAAGAUGUGUUAGUUCUAGUAUUUGCUUAAUUUAAAAACUGAAGAAAAUGCAUGAGUUAAUUUCAGGGCAAUUUGAUGGUAUCUCAUGCAGACUGGCAAUGGCAGGUAGCAAAAAUAAGUUUAUUCUUCUACUUCUAAUAAAUCUUUUCUAAUCUAUUUUCUCUGGUUUCUGUUAUUUUCUACUUUUGAGAUUAGAGUUUCCUUACUGCAACUUGGUCAUUAGAGCUAUGAAGCAGAAGCUGUGUAUAUGCAUAAAGUCUCAAAGAGAUGGAGGGUAAUGUAAAGGUUGAAUGCUAUGUGUAGGCUAAGGAAGAAAACAAUUUCUUUGUUUUAUUUAUGACUUGAAUGGAAAAAGCAGUGGAGGAAGUUUCUUUGUUAUGGUAACUGCUGAGGUUUUUCCUCUCUUUUAAUAGCCGUAUCAGUGGAAUUGGGUGUGAUUAAUACAUCUUGUGAAUGGAAUUGUAGCUGUAAAAAUGUCACAAUUCAGAAGUCUUGUUACCUAGCCAAGUAAUUGUUUUUGUUUUGUGGUUUCAGAAAUAUAAUUUCCAAACCGCCUUGAAUGAAGCUUUUAGUGGUCUCAUUUUCAUGAAAAUUUUGUUUUCAGCUAUGGUUAUGCUUAUACCAGGUAAAAGCUGUAGCAGAGUUGUUUAACAAGUUCAGCCUGGACCAUCAAGUCUGUGUCUUUGAAAGCAGAUAUUUUAAAAUGUUUAGGGUUUUUUUUGUUGUUUGUUUGUUUGUUUAAAUUUCAGCAAGGUAUUUAUCAUUAAUUCUUAGUGAAGUGGGAGAAGUGCAAACAUUUUUAAACUUAAUGCAUGCUCUUACUCGUGCUUGAUCAAAUCAGUUUUGAAGACUUGGAUUCCUAAAGCUUCUGGUUGUGGGGACUAAAGCUUUCAGAAUUUUGUCAGCUGCCAUACAAACAAGAAGAUACUUAAAUCCUUACCAUCUGCCUUUUUACCAGUGAAGUUACCAAUUACUUCAAAGACUGGGACAUCUGGAACUUCUUGACACAAGUGAAGUGGGCAACCAAAAUCUGUUGAGAUCUUCAAAGUAGACAUUCCUCUGUGCCUCUCACUUGAAGCCUGACCUAAUCAGCUUUUUUAGAAGUGUGUUUACUAGAAAAGGGCCUAACGUGAAAUAUCUCCAGAGACAAAGAGGAAAAAAAAAUCAGGAUAGAGUGAACAAUGUGUUUGAAAACUCUAGUGUUAGAGUAGCACUGGCAGGCAGGUAUUGUCAGUUUGCAUGUUAGACUUCUUUUUUUUUUUUUCUUUUCUUUUUUUCUCUUUAGUUACAUAUCUUUUGUGUAAGGAUCCAGCUGCAGGGAUCAGAGCUCUGCUGUAUUGAACAGAGGAUGAGAAGCAUUAACAUUUCAAAGUUACUGCCAGUUUCUAUUGUAGUGUCUUGUGUAAAUUUUCAUCUAUAGCUCUCUCGCUAAUGCUAACAGAUCUGUUCCAUAUAUUGUGUCCUUUCUCAUAAAUUUUUAUUUUCUUGAAAUAUUAAUCUUGUUUCCUGUGAAAUGACAAUUAGGUGCUUGUGUCUGUGUCUGAUUUCUUCUGUUAUGUUUUGAACCUGAUGGUAAAUUUCAAUUACAGUUGAGACGUGUCAAAGAUCUCUCAAAAGUUCAUGAAAAUAAGUGAUUACCAAAGAAGGCAUAGACUUCCUAAAGGAAAAGCUACCACAUAAGUUUUGUUAGGUAUAAGGAAACUUACUUGGGAUUCUCUCCUGUUAGAGUCUAGAGAAUUAAUUAAUUGAUUGCAGGUGAACGUCAAAAAAAUGAGGUUUCAUUAGUUUUGUUGCUGACAACUAUUAGUAUCUCGGGUGGGGGGCAGUGUGUGUGGAGAGAUACUGAAAUGUCUAUGGAAUACACCUUAUUUAUUAAAAAGGUAAAUGUGUUCAUAAACAAAGUGUAUGCCUUGCAGACCUAAGCUGUUGAGUCUGAAGUUGUUCUCUGCCUCUUCACUAAGCCAACAGUAGUUGACUAAGCGGCGGUGGAAUGUACACUGAUAAAAUACUUGCUGGAUGCUGACCAAGAUUUAAACAGUAACUGACAAUUUUGCACACUUCAGCCAGGCAAAUAAGUGAAAAGUAGACCAGUUUUAAAAUACAGUGUUUACGAGAAAAAAAAUAACCACUGCUUUUACUGUUACACUGUUGUAACUAUGAGUAGAGAGUCUGGUAGUUUGCCCUGUUAAAUUUAAGAUGUUAGUAAUUUCUGACCUUUUGGGUUCAGUUCAAAACAAAAAGACACGAUUUUUUCCAGCUGUUUUAGAGUGACACCUGGUGGACUGUAAAUGUCUGCACUUUAGUUCCGAACUGAUUAAGCCGCCAAAAGGAUAUUGCAGAAGCGGUGAAUUUCUUGUAUCCUGGGGGGCAAGGUGGGAUGUUGGAUGUUCUGUGGCUAUUGAGAACACAUAUUUUUUCUGCUGGUCCUGUGUUAAUAAGUAAUUAGUAAUGAGUGAUUUAUAAUUUGAUAGCUUUCUAACAGGGAAGAAAAAGAUCAUAUAGACAAAUUUUCAAUUGGUCUUCCUGAUCAAUUUAGUCUCCUUUAAUGAAAGCCAAUUGAGAAUUAUUUAACCUUGAUUUAUAUAAAGUCUAAUAAUCAUGCAAUGUUAUUGAAUUACUUAAAAAGUGAUAUUACAAAUAUUGCUAUUAAAGCACAGUAGUUACUGGUUCUAGGUCACAAAAAUGAAAUAGAAUAAAAAAACUUGUAUCUUUUGAAACAUAGUGAUGUGAAGGGAAAAGGAAAUAAUGCAGUUUCAACCCAGGCGUAUGGAGUAUCAUUCUGGAAAUGGAAAGCUGGAGGGGGGGAAGAGAUAAAAUCCAUUCUUCAGGCUAGAUAGAUUUCACUUUUCUAAUAAAUUGCUCAGUUCAGCAUUACAACCAUAAAUGUAUAGUAUUCCAUCCCGUAAUCAUGUCUCCAAGUGGCUGUAUGUGUGAUGGAUUGUACAGGACUGUGUAGUGUACUGUUACACUGAACCCAUAACUCCCAUGAAGCUUAAACUGAGCUCCUAAACACUUUUUUUUUUUCCCCCCUCACUCAAGAGAAUUAGCCAAAUACACAGGAGGUGAUCUCAAAAUCUCUAAAAAUGAAUGAAUUUCUAUAUGGUCAGUUAAUGGGCCUUUGCUAUGAAAAAUGAAAAACAUCAUUUGAGAAUUGGUAUUGAAUAUGACAAGCAUUUAAAUUUUAUAUAGUUUAAUUUACAGUUGAAUCAGUAGCUAUGCAAUGUAAUUCCCAUUCAUAAGUGUAAUGUUAACUUGGUCACAGUUUAAAACUUUUUAAAGUUUGUGUUGCAUUUGAGAGACAGUCUGAAGAGGAUUGGUAUCCACUUUCACUGUAGUGUAUGACUGCAAAGCUUAUCAAGUCAUUUGCUGUCCCACCUGUUUUCAACAUAGCUGGUUUGGCCUAUGUUAUAUCUGGUUGAGUAUCUCUUCACCAGACUGGAGCCUUCCUGAGGCUGGGAAUGUUAUGCUGAAACAACAUUUAAGGUGAGCUCUUGUUUGAAUAGAUCAGUUGGUUUCACAGACAAAGCUCGUCUGUUUCCAGUGCACCUCCCCCUCCCCUUUCUAGACUCAAAGAAAUAGUUGCUGCUGUUCUUUAGCUGCUAUUUUAGCUUUGGAGAUGCUUAAGUCUUCUGCUUAGUCUCCUGCGUCUGCCAUUACCACCCUGGGGAUCAGAAAUGGAUUUUGGCUUAUAAUGCAACUGAGUGUCUUCUUUUGUUGACAGCAGAGGUCUCACUGUCCAACUUGAAAACAUACGGAGGUGAGAAACAACAUGUGCAAAUACGUACUGCAAUAUCUGCAGGGCUUAGUUGGAACCAUCUCAUAGUAGCACAGUUGUACCAGAUCUCAUUAAUAAAUGACUGACAGCAGAUCUCUGCUGUCUGCUGGACAAUUUGCAGAAGGCAGAGAUAAGGGAACGCGGACAAGUUAUUUCUGCAAGUAAAGCUUUGUAUUAACUCCUUUUAGCUAGAUUUUCCAAGUCCUCUCUUGAGUGAUGGCUUUUGUAGCAACGUUUGACCUAGCUGCCUGUAGGUAAAAAGUUUGAAUUUUUCUCUAGAAACCUUGUCAGCUUCCACCUUUGGCAGUGAAACUUGUUAUGCUUUUUCAUACACAUUUUACACUAAGGGAAUGGCUACAGAGAUGCUGAAGAGCUUUGUCAGGUGUACUAAGGUGAAAUAAAGGCAUAUGCACAAAUUUGAAGGCAGGAAAAGUUUCCUUCCACCAAGAAGGGCACUCCCAUAAUAAAAUUAUCAAAGCUGUACUCUGAAGUGUUUCUCACCCACCCCUCUGCACCCUGCAAAGGUUCUGAAAAUGUGUAAUUUUCAGCUGUCCAACCAGUCUAAAGGGUCUGAAAGAAUCAGUUAACAGCAGAUUAUAUUAAAAAAAAAUCUGAUUUCAAUACCUACCUCUGCUGAAAUUAUAAGAAAAUAAACCUAGCACUAACAUGGGUUUAUUAUGCACUGUAUAAAGACUAUAUUUAGGAUGGAGGAAAACAUUAACAGUGUCAAUGUAGACUUAGUUUUUGGUUAGGAUAUGGGGCAAUUCUAUCUUUCUGAAUUAUUAUUGGAAAAAUAUUCACAUUCUGAAAAGAUUGACUAAUGUGUAAUGAUUUAUGCAACUGCACAAGAGAAACUGUGUAUAGAUCAAAGAGAAAUUGAGUCAAUUAGUGUUCUUUAUGAACGGGCACUAUGGUUAAGUAUGUUGGUCACUUUUUAGAGAUUAGUUGUCUGUGAUCUUGGACAGAUGCCCAGUAAAGUGAAGCACUGGAAUUGCUGAUAUAAAAAUAAUCCUAAUAACUUUGUAGUAAUAUAGAGAAGUGGUGUAAAAUAAGCAGCUCUGUUUCUAAAUACAUAGUUGAUAAGGAAAUAAACCUAUUAAAAAUAAAAUCUCUUCAUAAUGACUGAAUAAAUUUUAAAAGUGAUUCAUAUUCCUAAUGAAUUUAUCUGCUUUGAAUCUUUAGCUAUAUAAUGCAAGACAAAAGGUAUUAAGAAAUACAGGGAACAUAGCUGAUACUUGACCUGGUGAUGUCUGAUAUGUGAUGCUUAGCCCAAAUCAGCAGAUUUUGUUUGCGCAUGUCAGUUGAUAAUUGUAGCAGAAACCUUAGCUGAAUCUGGCAACAGCUUUUCAAUACGAACCAACAGAUGCUAUACUAAAGUUGUCUUCUUUUUUUUUUCAGCUGCCUAAACAACAAAAACCAACCCCAACCUGAACAAACCCAAAACAACCAAC